Messenger RNA from Spodoptera exigua (beet armyworm), 1248 nucleotides. The record is from the annotation of a GenBank genome assembly. Lineage: Eukaryota; Metazoa; Arthropoda; Insecta; Lepidoptera; Noctuidae.
UAAGCAGAUGGAUGGCAAAAAUGUUGCCAUCAUAAAUACAUCUGAAAUUAAUUUGAAUAAAAAGUCUCUUACUUGUGGUUUUACUGGUAUCGAUAGAAAUGCAAGAAAAGGAACCGCCAGGAUAACAUUCCAGUCUGAUAUUGCAGAUCGCACGGUACGUGUAUUUGGUCUGCCCAGACCAAAUGUUUUGUACGAGUACCUCAGCGGUAACACGUGGACGACUAUCUACGAGUACACAGCUAACGAAACCAUCAAUAUGGGAUGUGCUCUAAAUGUCGUAGCUAAUGGAAAUUAUAAAUUUGUAUGGAAUUUCAAAGGUAAAGAUUUAGGUGAAUAUUAUUAUACAAACGACUUGGAGGCUAUAAAAUAUUCAACUGAAAAUUUUACAAGAACAUUAAGUGGAAUCGAUGAUGAAACAGUGAUAAAAUGCAUUGCUUAUGAACAACCAAGUUUUUACAAGGUUACCGAAGUAAAAUUACAACUAAAAUAUGAAUCUAAUACAGAAAAUUUGGAAAUAGAAAUGAACAAAUAUGGGUCCAUAGCAUUAAUACUACUUUACCUAGCCGUCUGUGCUAUCUUUAUUGCUAUUUUGAUAUACAGCCUUAUUUUCUGGUGCAGAAGGGCAAAAUUGGCGAGACUACUUAACAAUUCUUACAACCACAUUUCCGACCAUGACGCAAGCCCAAUACCGACAUUUCCAACGCAAUGGGAUGACAAUGAUCACUACACGAAAAUUGAUGAAGAUGUUACGCAAGAAAAUUACUCGUAUGCAAAUAAUGAUGAAUUGCUUAAAUAUCCGAACUUAAGGCAGAGCCACGCUCCAUCAGAAAAUCACUAUACAGAAAUCGAUGAAUAUUUCAAAGCACCAGUUAAAUUAGCCAAUAAAAAUAUUAACCAAGUAAUACACAUUACUAAAAAUAGAUCUAAAGCUAAUAAAGAAAAUAAUGCUAAUGAAAACACAUACGAUAAAUUGAUGCGUAAUGGUAAUUUGAAGAAAUUAAAUACGGAAAAAGUGAUGGUUAAUGAAUCACUAGAUGUAAAAAAUAAUGAUGGUCAUCAACAUAAUUAUAAAAAUAUUAAUUCAAUCACAAAUAUAAAUGAUAGUGCGUAUGCAUACGCAUACGACACACGACCAACUGCCGCAAAAAGUCCGAAUAGAGACAGGAGUGCUUUGGAUUAUGAUGUUCCUUAUGGUACUUGUGAAGUUAAUGAAGAAAAUGGCUGUUAUGUAGGCCCAGAUACCUAAAG